Lachnellula hyalina is the source of this 864-nucleotide messenger RNA. RefSeq names its product Acetamidase. Lineage: Eukaryota; Fungi; Ascomycota; Leotiomycetes; Helotiales; Lachnaceae. The coding region runs from base 1 to 864 and encodes 287 amino acids. The transcript is spliced from 4 exons. The record is from RefSeq and is a predicted model, not a curated record.
AUGGCAUGGGAGAAGAUAGCAGAAGAUAAGAAAGCGCGCAUUGCGGCAUCCAUUCCUCCAGAAUGGCGUCUCAAAUCAGCACCAACAGAAGUUUCUGUAAUGGACUAUCCCAAGGAGAGUGGCAUCAUGACUGCUGAGGAACUAGCAAUUACAGAGUCUUCUGCUACCGAUUUGGUUACGAAGAUGGCCGAGGGUCAGUUGACUUCCGUUGCGGUUACGACUGCAUUUUGCAAAAGAGCUGCUCUAGCUACUCAACUAACCAAUUGCACUCUCGAGUUCUUCCCUGAAAUGGCCUUAGCACGUGCAAAAGAACUCGAUGAAUCGUUCAAGAAGACAGGAAAAGUGGUUGGCCCUCUUCACGGGCUCCCAAUCUCUCUUAAAGACCAAUUCAGAAUCAAGGGAUUAGAAACAUCUAUGGGAUACGUUGCGUGGGUUGGAAAGGUUGACAAGGUCGAUUCAGUCCUCGUUACACUCCUCUUGAAAGCCGGAGCCGUCUUCUACGUCAAGACAAGUGUUCCACAGAGUUUAAUGGUUUGUGAAACUAUUAACAAUGUAAUUGGCCGCACUGUAAAUCCAAGGAACAAAAACUGGUCUUGUGGGGGUUCGUCCGGAGGUGAAGGUGCGAUGAUCGCGUUUAGAGGGGGGAUCAUUGGAGUUGGGACUGAUAUUGGUGGAUCUAUUCGAGUCCCAUCGGCAUUCAACUUCCUUUACGGCUUGCGACCUAGUCAUGGCCGUCUGCCAUACGCAAAGAUGGCAAAUAGCAUGCAAGGCCAAGAGACUGUUCACAGUGUCUGUGGCCCUCUGACACACUCGGUUAAAGGUAUUUAUCUCAAGUUGCAGAAGUUCGUAGCUGAUAGAACAUAG